Messenger RNA from Bactrocera latifrons, 916 nucleotides. RefSeq lists its product as uncharacterized. Bases 256 to 840 code for a protein of 194 amino acids. The transcript has 3 exons. Gene Ontology annotation, molecular function: carbohydrate binding. Lineage: Eukaryota; Metazoa; Arthropoda; Insecta; Diptera; Tephritidae. The record is from RefSeq and is a predicted model, not a curated record. Gene Ontology annotation, cellular component: external side of plasma membrane. Gene Ontology annotation, biological process: biological process involved in interspecies interaction between organisms.
UUGGCUGUGCGGUGUUUGUGUCAGUUGGUCUUUUGCAGCGAUCAAGAACGAACGUGUCUUUCACUCGUUCACGGAACAAAAUAUAAUUUUACAACUACAAAUAUCCUUACAAAUAUAUAUACAUAUACAUAUAUAUAUAGCAAUAUUGUGGUGUAGUUCUAUAUAUAAUAGUGGAACAAGUUGAAAAAUUGGUUAUUAGUGUUCGAUUAAUUGGCGGAAAGAGUCUCUCUUGUUUUGUGUCUUCACGUAGCAGAAAUGGCGAAAAUUAUUUUAAUCUGUUUACUGAGCGUGUUAGCCUGCGUCUCAGGUCAACGCAUCACCACCAUACACCUGGAUGGCGUACAAUACUUCAUUAGCCGCAUGAAUCCCUAUUCGCCCGAGCUCAACUACUUUCUCGCCUAUCAGUAUUGUCGUUCGUUGGGUCUGCAAUUGGCGUCGUUCGAAACGAAAGAGAAAGCCGAAUCUAUGACGACAUAUCUGAAGAAUGCCGGCUAUGGUAAUUAUGAUUUCUGGACUUCCGGCAAUCGUUUGGGUACCGGCAUGUUCCUAUGGAUGAGCACCGGCCUGCCGUUUAAUGCGACCUUUGACUUCUUCGAGAAUUCAGCCGAUGCCAUACAGGCUGGUCUGCUCGAUCCUGUCGAUCACAAUAGCAAUACAUCGCCACAACGGACGGCGCGCGACAGCAGUAGCGGCGCUGAGAAGGGUUGCGUCAUUUUGAAACAACCCACAUUGAAAUGGAUGCCCGAAGACUGUUCGGCUGUGAAAGAUUUCAUUUGCGAACAAACCCGAUGCUAUUACUACAACUACGGCAGUAUUCCAGUGUCAUCGGCGCAGGGGUAAGGACAUCAAACUACUACUCUUACCUAAAAAAAAAUCACUGAAUUCACAAAUCAAGCAACAACAAAAACAAAUAAAU